AGUGUGCAGAGCUACCGUGACGCAAGAAUUUAAUUUUUGCUGGUAAAUUCUACAUUUCUGCUGUGAGAUAAACAGUUCUGGCCGAAUUCCGAUCCAACCAACGUAUACACCAUGGAAGGAAAGCCGCAAUCAUCUUCGCGUACACCUAGCGACUUUUUGAAUUCCGUCAUCGGACGCCAAGUGCUUGUCAAGCUUAAUUCUGGCAUCGACUACCAAGGAGUUUUGGCGUGCUUAGACGGCUAUAUGAACAUUGCUUUGGAGAACACUGAAGAAUAUGUUGAUGGGAAAUUAAAGAACUCCUAUGGCGAUACUUUCAUUCGCGGUAACAACGUCUUGUAUAUCAGUGCCGCAAAGUCAACUUGAUUAGCUCGAGCUUCUUACAUUACACUUUAUAUUGUUUGUCUCUGGUUCUGGUCCUGUAUUAUAUAUACAUAAAAAUUAUCUUUCAUUCAUUGCCUCGGUCUUUUGACCUCAAUGGGU
Umbelopsis ramanniana AG is the source of this 480-nucleotide messenger RNA. RefSeq lists its product as uncharacterized. Bases 112 to 363 code for a protein of 83 amino acids. Gene Ontology annotation, molecular function: RNA binding. Lineage: Eukaryota; Fungi; Mucoromycota; Umbelopsidomycetes; Umbelopsidales; Umbelopsidaceae. The record is from RefSeq and is a predicted model, not a curated record. Gene Ontology annotation, biological process: mRNA splicing, via spliceosome; maturation of SSU-rRNA. Gene Ontology annotation, cellular component: sno(s)RNA-containing ribonucleoprotein complex; U4/U6 x U5 tri-snRNP complex; P-body. The transcript has 3 exons.